UAAAGAUUACAAGUCCACAGAUGUCAAUAUACUUGCUAAAUUAAUUGCCGAUUAUAUAGCGCCUAUCAGUUAAUAACAAAAACCUGAUAAUUUAGUACUUCGGACAUUGUCGUUAAGUGCACAACUGAGACAAGUUAAAGCAGCUGUUCGGAAAUGCGUAUCGCGGUUAUUGGUGGCGGCGUAAACGGCAUCUGUUCAGCCGUGCAGAUCUUGGAGUAUUUGAAAUCCAUCGGCGCACCCGUGGAAGUAACAGUGCUCUCUGAGGCUUUCUCGCCGAAUACUACCGGCGAUGGCUCAGCUGGUCUGUGGGGCCCUUUUCUGCUGGGCGGCACGCCCACAGCGCGAGUGCAUCGCUGGUCAAAACACAUGCACGACUUUCUCGAGCAAAUCUGGUUGUCUGAAGAUGCUGGUGAGGCAGGUGUCUGCCUUAUACCAUGCCUAAGGGUAACAACAACUAAAAUGGAAAAUGAUGUUUUCUGGAAGGAUAUUGUUUAUGGUUGUCGUCAACUUACACAGAACCAAUUGGAUGCGCUUAAUAUAGGGAGAACAAAGAAAUUUACCGAAGGCAUGCACUUCAUUACAUACACCUCUGAGCCGAUUAAGCUGCUUCCUUACUUAAUGAAGCGCUUCGAAGCGAAUGGUGGCAAAAUUGUGCAGCAAAAGAUCGCCAAUUUGGAGGAUUUCAUAACAAACUCCGAUUACGAUGCCAUUAUUAACUGCACGGGUCUCGGUUCGCGUGAGUGCGUAAGAGAUAACGGCAUGUUUCCGAUACGUGGACAAGUUUCGCGCGUGAAAGCAAAUUGGCUGUAUUGUGCGCUGCUGGAUGAGAGCGACGAUGGCAAUUAUAUAAUACCAAAUUGCGAUACCGUCGUUUUGGGUGGCACUCAUCAAGAGAACGACAACAACACAAAAGUAUGUUCGAAUGACAAGGCAUUCAUUGUUAAUGGCUGUCGUAAAAUUUUGCCUGGCCUGGAGCAUGCGCAACAUCUAUACGAUUGGGUGGGGCUACGACCCGGACGCGAAGCGCUGCGUUUGGAGGCAGAGAAAGGAGGCAAAAAAAUCGUCAUACACAACUAUGGGCACGGCGGCAGCGGCGUCACCUUGGCUUGGGGCUGCGCUGAAGACGUGCUGCAGCUGCUGAAAAACGAAUUGCAGGCGCGCCAGCCAGUAAAAUCGAAAUUGUGAAAAAUAAUUAUGGCAAAAUAAUGUGGGAAUUGAAGCUUUAUUUGUAAAUAUCGACAUGUGUAGCCUUUAUUAUUGUUUAAUAAAUUUAUAAAUUUGUAAGUUAUGCGAUAUUAACUGGUUAUAACGAACAACUUGCAAGUCAGAAAAGACGAAAUUUUGUAUAUUUUUUAAGUGGCAAAUAACCUCAAAAAUAGUUUUCAAAUUUAGUAAAUUUCAAUAAACCUAACCUCAAAAUUUGUUAUAGCGAAAUUAGAAAUGAUGAAAGCAAGUUCAAAACAAAUUAUUUUCAAGACAACGAGUGAAUCAAAAAUGAUGAAACUACAUACAAUAACCUCAAAAACUUCCAAGCUAAAUUUAAAAUAUAAUAAACCUAACCUCAAAAUUUUAAAAUAUUUAAAUUAAAAAUAAUAAACAAGCUCAAAAUUUUAAAAUAAAAAUCAAAAAAUAGUGGCAAAUUCUUUAAUAAAAUCAUAAAAAAUGCACAUUUAG
Bactrocera dorsalis (oriental fruit fly) is the source of this 1674-nucleotide messenger RNA. RefSeq names its product D-aspartate oxidase (gene Daao2). The coding region runs from base 154 to 1185 and encodes 343 amino acids. NCBI's taxonomy places the organism in Eukaryota, Metazoa, Arthropoda, Insecta, Diptera, Tephritidae. The record is from RefSeq and is a predicted model, not a curated record. The transcript is spliced from 5 exons. Gene Ontology annotation, molecular function: FAD binding; D-amino-acid oxidase activity.